ACAUUGUUGUAAUUUAUCGUAUUAUUAAGAUUUCUUCUUAUUUUUAGGGUUGGCCUUGUUGAGUCUAAAAUCAGAGUUCUGGUUGGCAAUUUGGAACGUAAUGAAUACAUAACACUUGCACAUGUAAAUCCUCAGUCUUUUCCUGGGUCAAGUAUGCAACAAACUGAAGGUGACUUUGUGUCUAUGUGGUUUAUUGGAAUAAUGUUUAAAAAAGUAGAAAAUGCUGAAAGUGUGAAUAUAGAUCUGACUUAUGACAUUCAAGCUUUUACAGACACUGUUUAUAGACAAGCAAAUAAUAUUAGUAUGUUGAAGGAUGGAAUGAAGAUUGAAGCUACCCAUGUCAAAAGAAAGCAACUUCAUCAGUAUCUCCCCCCUGAAAUUCUACAAAGGAAAAAAAAGAGCAUUGCAGAAAUUAACCGAUCUUCAAAUGGAGGUGCAACAAAAAGAACUUCACUGGAUGGAAACUACUUGGACAGCUCCAGGGACACAGAUUCUGGAACACCUUGUAGUUCACCAACACUAGCAUGCAAAUCCACCAGAUUGGAAGUCAGUGGAGAAGACUUGCAAAAUGUUCUACCAAGCAAAACGUUACCCUUUGUGUUAAAUGAUCUGGAAAUGGCUGACACAUCUUCAAAAGGAAUGUCUAUUCCUGUUAUUGCCACUGGUGUUUCCUUUGUAGGACAACCAAUACAGCCAGCUGUUGUGAGCACUAUUCCCACUGUUGUCCGUAGGGGUUUUACUUCACUGGCAUCUCCACCAAAUCACCAGCCUGGAAGUCAGAUGACAAAUGGGCUGCUAAAUACUAAUGCCAACAGUGCUUCUAAAAGACCACAUUCACCUUCCAUGGACGAAUCCCCUAAACGAAUUAAAGAUAUGGAAAUGCUAGUUACUCUGAGUAAUGAUUCUGCCUUCAAACAUCCAUAUCCUCCUGGCAGCAGUGGACUAGAGGAACAGGAGGAACAGGAUGAUGUGAUAGGGAGUAAACCUAUGCCAAUACCAACCAUUGAUACAUCUAGAUCACAGCGAUUGCCCAGUAAGGAACUUCCUGAUUCAUCUUCUCCUUUACCAACUAGCAAUCUUCGUGUAAUUAAAAAUUCCAUCAGGUUAACCCUAAAUCGGUAACCCAAGCCUAACAAGGUAAACCGUUUUCUAGUUGCAUCCCAGGUCAAAAUUACCAAUAUUUUUAUAAGACAAAACUGACUAUAAAACGUGUGCAUUUCAUUAUAACCUUGAAGAUGAAAUGCUAGACAUAAUGUAUUACACAAUUAAUCUGGCAUUUUCUAGCCACUUCUCCCUGGUAUUGCAACCAAAAUCAUGUGGACAAUGGAACUUUGUGCAAAUUGCUAUAAGGGAUUCGUUGUAGCUACUUGACAUUCUCGGCUAACAUUCUAAACACUUUUUUUGUAUUAUAGGCAUUGUUGUGUAUAUAAUUGUUAAGUCUUUAAAAUCACAGUCUUUUGAAUUUACAAGUUUGUACUUUUAAUAACUAAAAAUAAAAAAAAAAAAGUGUUUUUGUUUAAGUGUGACUGACUUGCUGUUAAGUAUUUCUGUUAGUUUAGAAAGUUAACAUUUUGUUUUGAAAAUAUUUCAAAUAUAGCCCCACAGUUUUCUGCUGCGUUGAUCUAAGCAGAAAAAAUAAAACUGAUUUUAAAUUGCUGUUAAGGUGCUGUUUGGGGCAGAUGUUCAUUUGCAUGGCUUUUCCAGUGCUAACCUUUAGCCAUUGUUUCCCAAUUGUUCCUCUGAAAACUUAGUUUAUUUUGGAAUAUCUGAUUUCUUUCUUCUACCUGCCUCCUGUGGAGGCAAUGAUUGCUUUACUGCCAUAUAAGAAUCUUAACAGAUUAUUUUCAUUUUACAGGAGGUGAAUAUUCUGCCUAGGUUACUUGUACAGAAAUGUAUUUCUGUGCCAUGUACUCUGUUUGUUUAAACAGCAAAAGUUUCAAUUUACAUCUACUGUAUACAUAUUUUAUGCUUAAUGUACAUUUUUCUUAAAAUUCUAUUUCUGUUAAUUUAUCAUCAACAGUUUUCUAGUUCUGUAUUUUUGGUCAGUAUAUUCUGCAUAUUUGAAAGGAUAUUUUUGUAUGUAUUGUUUAAUACUGAUAUCUGUAACUGAUUUAAAAACAAAA
Erpetoichthys calabaricus (reedfish) is the source of this 2123-nucleotide messenger RNA. RefSeq names its product poly(A) polymerase gamma-like. The transcript is spliced from 9 exons. Gene Ontology annotation, molecular function: nucleotidyltransferase activity; RNA binding. Gene Ontology annotation, biological process: RNA 3'-end processing. Lineage: Eukaryota; Metazoa; Chordata; Cladistia; Polypteriformes; Polypteridae. Bases 154 to 1122 code for a protein of 322 amino acids. The record is from RefSeq and is a predicted model, not a curated record.